GACCUGAACAGCUUCACCAACAACCUCAUGGUCACCGUCGAAAGGCUAAACGAAAUGAACAAGAAGCAUUCCUUCACGCUCAAGAACUCGCUUGUGUUUAAGGACGACAUAAACAGAUAUAUAUACAUGCGCGAAAGCGAGCGCUCCACUAUUAGAGUGCAGCAAAUUCCAAAUGGCUACUCGCGAAACAUCCACAACAGCCACGAGCACUUUUACUGA
Plasmodium cynomolgi strain B is the source of this 219-nucleotide messenger RNA. RefSeq lists its product as hypothetical. The record is from RefSeq and is a predicted model, not a curated record. Lineage: Eukaryota; Apicomplexa; Aconoidasida; Haemosporida; Plasmodiidae. The annotation marks the transcript as partial. The transcript has 3 exons.